Messenger RNA from Chenopodium quinoa (quinoa), 2114 nucleotides. RefSeq names its product outer envelope protein 80, chloroplastic-like. Lineage: Eukaryota; Viridiplantae; Streptophyta; Magnoliopsida; Caryophyllales; Amaranthaceae. Gene Ontology annotation, biological process: chloroplast organization; embryo development ending in seed dormancy. The coding region runs from base 308 to 1237 and encodes 309 amino acids. The transcript is spliced from 6 exons. The record is from RefSeq and is a predicted model, not a curated record.
AAUGAGAACAAAAUAAUCAUAGUUAUACAUUACAUCCGGGUGUAUAUAACAAGUUGUAUGAGACAUGACCCAACAUGCAAAUACUUCGAAGUCCAAAUUAAUGUUAUAUUGUUAUCAGACCGACCGGUUUGAGCGUUUGACAUCGUCUGCUUGAAUUUAACGUCUGCCUUUCACUCAAAAACCAAAAACCCUUUCUUCCCCAAAACCCUAAUUCAAUGAUCAGAUAACAAACAAACCCCAAUUUUCAAAUCAACCCAAUUUAAAUUUUACCAUAGAAAGCCUCAAUUCCACUCCUAUUUCUUCAACUAUGCUUAACAAUGGCGAUAUUGAAUUUAAAUCAUCCGCCAUUAAAAUCCCUCUUUCUUCACCUCAAAAUCCCAUCCCUCACCUCCCAUUUUGCUCUCAAUCCCUAACUUCCACCCUCUCACAAGCCAAAUUCUCAAUUACCCAGUUCCUAGAUUCCCUCAAAUUCCACAGAAAACCCAUCAAAUUGCGCUCUUUCCCAUCACCAUUGCUGUGCUCUUCGACAUUGGCACUGAACGAGUCGACUCAGGCUCAACCCGGUGGUGCUACUGGUGGUGGUGGUGCGAUUGAGGUGGCUCAGACAAAGGCACCGGUGAGUCGGACUCGGAGGGAGGAUGAGGAGAGAGUGUUGAUUAGUGAGGUGUUAGUGAGGAACAAAGAUGGUGAAGAAUUGGAGAUGAAGGACUUGGAAUCAGAGGCAUUAAUGGCGUUGAAAGCGUGCCGGGCGAAUUCGGCAUUGACGGUUAGAGAAGUUCAGGAGGAUGUUCAUCGAAUUAUUGAUAGUGGCUAUUUUUCUUCAUGUAUGCCUGUUGCUGUAGAUACUCGGGAUGGUAUCAGAUUGGUCUUUCAGGUAGAACCAAACCAGGAGUUUCGGGGAUUGGUGUGCGAAGGAGCUAAUGUUCUUCCGUCCAAAUUUGUAGAGGAUAAAUUUCGUGAUGGAUAUGGAAAAGUGGUCAAUAUCAGGCAUUUGGAUGAAGUGAUUGAAUCCAUCAAUGGAUGGUAUAUGGAGCGUGGCCUUUUUGGCAUGGUUUCAGGUGUUGAGAUUCUUUCAGGGGGUAUACUAAGGCUACAAAUUGCUGAAGCUGAGGUCAAUGAUGUCUCAAUACGUUUUCUUGAUCGAAAGACCCGUGAGCCAACUGUGGGGAAGACAAAGCCUGAAACAAUACUCCGCCAACUUACAACUAAAAAAGGGCAGGAAAAUGAAGAAUUGUAAAUUAAUGGAGAGUUGACGACCUUUAAGAAGAGGGUUGUUUGGUUGGUGGAAAAUGAGCGGCGGCCAAUUCACAGGAAAGAAUGGCUUUAGUUUGGGCCCUAAAUUGUAAGGAAAAGGCAAGUGGUUUUCAAUUACUCAAAAUUCAAAUUAUAUUACUCGUAUAUUAUAAAAUAAUAAAUUAAAGGAAAUUCAAAAUUGACCUACCAAAUUUGAGAAUCAGAUACUACUUCUGUGCUUGAUUUUUAACGGUUUGGGCCCAUUCAUAACUUAAUUAGUUAUUUACGGAUUUCAAUUGUUUUCAACCAUUAAUCAUAGUUUUAACAUAAUUUAGUUCCUAUUUUUAAGCAAAUUUGAAGAAAAAAAAAAACAUGCUUUAGUGAAUUUUGUUUCCUAUUUUCAAACAAAUUUGCUUAGUCCUAUUUGGGGUAGCAUUUUAAGUAAACUAUGAAAAACAGAUAAAAGUGUUUAAUAAGGUAGUGGUUUGAAUAACGAUUAGUGGCAGAGCUAUUGUUUAGAUAGAUUUUCUCAAACGUUAAAAAUAGCAUUUUAGAGGUAUCUGGUGUUGUCAUUGGUUACACUUUUCAACAAUAUGUAUGUACUUUAGUUUUUAAACGCUACUUUUGCUAAAUACUUAUAUUAUCCACCACUACAUUGACAACUAACCCUAGCCACUACUAAUUCAUAACUACUCACUACUCUUAUGGCUACCCGUUACUCAACAGCUAAAAGCUACCCACUAUAGGCACUAUUCUCGUUAUGUCGAACAAGGCCUUAGCUCAAAAUUAUAGGAUCAGGAGCACUUGGGCAUUUUAUCCUUCCCCAUUUCCAAAGAGAUUAGCGUACUAAUUUGGGUAGAGGUGACUUGUGAAUAGUAAAU